AACUAUUUUUUUAUUAUUAUUCUGCAAAUAAAAUAAAAACAAAAACAAUGGAAGUUAAGUAGUUUUCUCUCUGUUACUCAAAUGGUCACACUUUCCACAGCCUUUCAUGGCUGUGCAGUCGCCGUUGAAUCCAAAAUACAAACUACAAACUCCAAACAACACCCAACCCCACGCACUUUCCCCAUGUCUCUCCCUCUCUCUCCAGACACUACUCCAAUAUAAAGCCUGCAUCCACUUUUCUUCACAUUUGUCCUAGUCGCAGGUGAAAUAACAAGAGCCAAGAUCGAGAAAAAUCAAAAAAUGCCGAGCACUAGUCUAGGAAAAAACCUCCAUCUCUGCUUCUCCAAGAUCAGAACCCCUCUUGAAACCCCAGAAGACGAUUACCGCCGUCCAUUACCCGCCGCCACCACCGAUGCCGCCUCCACCUCCGCCACCGCAUCUAUUCUAAUCAAGAACUUCAAUUCUCUCUACGAAAACAGCGCCGACGACCCGGCCUCCUCGACCGACUACGACGUCCCCGACACCACCCCAGACUUCGCCGCCAUCUUCGCCUCACAGCGCUUCUUCUUCUCCUCCCCCGGCCGGUCCAACUCCAUAAUCGAGUCGUCGCGGCCGGAGCCCGACACCCUCGUCGGCGGAAGCGUCGCCAUCCCCACGUACUCGCCGGAUCCGUACAUGGACUUCCGCAGAUCCAUGCAGGAGAUGGUGGAUGCACGGGGGCUGAUGGACGUUAAAGCUAAUUGGGAUUAUCUUCAUGAGCUUCUGUUGUGCUAUCUCGCUCUCAACCCUAAGACCGCCCACAAGUUCAUCAUUGGUGCGUUUGCAGAUCUUCUCGUCAGCCUCAUGUCAGCGCCGGAAGGCGGCGCCGACCAAGAACGGGAUUUCGCCGGCGGCGGGUGUAAGAUCUCGCGGCAGCUGUUCUGAUGUUGCGAUAUUGUGGUUACCUGUGAGGUGGGGACUGUCGGGAAAUGAGUAUGUAGUCUUCUUCUUUCGAGUUCCAAUUAUUGAGCAAUAUAUACAUACACAUAACUUACUGGCGGGGGAACCCAAUUAGGAAGCAAUUGGCUGCCCUUUAUUUGUCUUUUACCAUAUGAUCUUAUCCGUUCGCAUUGUCAUGUUUUGGACCUCACCUUGAUGCUAUUCCAAUUCCAAUUAUGUUUUCAAUUUGCUCUUUUAUGUGAAAUUUAAUUCUAUUUAUAGAACAAUGUAAUAUGAGUAAAGAAGAGAAGUGCAAUGUUGCACUGAA
Malania oleifera is the source of this 1246-nucleotide messenger RNA. RefSeq names its product transcription repressor OFP12-like. Lineage: Eukaryota; Viridiplantae; Streptophyta; Magnoliopsida; Santalales; Ximeniaceae. The record is from RefSeq and is a predicted model, not a curated record. Gene Ontology annotation, biological process: negative regulation of DNA-templated transcription. The transcript has a single exon. Bases 301 to 924 code for a protein of 207 amino acids.